CUCAAGUUUACAUCAUAAUACUCUUUCACAAUGGUUGUGGGAAAGAUGAAGUUCACUUUUCAGAAAAGGGUGAAGUUGGCCCAGGGUUUGUGGCUGCUCUCAUGGAUGGCAACUCUGGGUGGAGCGGUUACCUUCACUUUAGGAUGCUUCCUAAAGACUGAGCUUCGAAGGAGGGGAGAGGUAAUGGACAACACAGACAUCCACUGUGUGCCCAACACCUUGAUGAUUGUGGGUCUGGCUUCAAUGGGCAUCAAUUACUUUGCCAGUCGAAUCUGCCAGGACGCCCUAGAUGCUGGGCGUUUCCCACGAUGGAAGACCUUCCUGAAGCCCUAUUUUGGAUGCUCGAUAUUCUUCACCACCCUCAUGCUGAUUUCAGUCAUCUUGAGUUACGCCAUGAAGGGCAGCCUGGAGUCCUCGCUGAAAGUCGGCUUGAAGAACGGUAUCCGCUUCUACAAGGACACCGAUACCCCUGGCCGCUGCUUCCAGAAGCAGACCAUUGAUCGCCUUCAGAUGGAGUUCCAGUGCUGUGGUAACAGCGACUACAAGGAUUGGUUUGAGGUGCAGUGGAUCAGCAACCGUUACCUGGAUUUCAGCUCUAAGGAAGUUAAGGACCGCAUUAGGAGCAAUGUGGAUGGCCGCUAUUUGGUUGACGGCGUGCCCUUCAGUUGCUGUAACCCUAGUUCUCCCAGACCCUGUAUCCAAUACAAAAUCACCAACAACACUGCCCACUACAACUACGAGCAUGAGACCGAAGAACUCAACAUCUUCAUUCGUGGUUGCAGAGAAGCCCUGGUCAACUAUUACAUGGGUCUGAUGAACACUAUUGGAGCUGUAGUUCUGUCUGUCUUUCUGAUUCAGAGCUCAGUGUUGGCCAGUGUGCGCCUCCUGCAGACGGCUAUGGAGGCCGUUGCUGGACAGGAGAAUGUGGAGAUCGAAACUGAGGGCUACUUGCUUGAGAAAGGAGUGAAGGAGACCAUCAUGGAGUAUGUAGGUCCUGUGCUGAAUCUCCUGUGGCUGAACGAGGUAGCCCCUCCUGCAGCCGAAGCAGGGGCCGCUGGUACGACCGCCACCAGCUAAAGAGUCAGAUUCAUCUGACCACUGAAAUCUUUCCAGUUGGAGGCUGAGAGUGCUGACAACUAAUCAAUGAAAUUAUUUUUUGGUAUUUUUAUAUAUAUAUCCAUUUUAAUGACCUAAUCGCAUAUCUCAAAGCAUUGUAUACUUCAUUAAUACUCUAAAAUGGUUACUUUAAAAAUAAAUGAACAGUAUUAAAAUUUGACCCAAUUUGGUGAGAAGUCUUUUGAAUGAUGAGUGAUUCCACUGUCAAUUCUGCAGCACUCUACCCCUAUGUUUUAUGGCAAAUAUAUCAUAUUGCUAGCCUUGGGGUGAGUAAACGUCUGUUCAUUCCUGUCAGGAGAAACCUGGUGCAGCUAUGCCUGGGAAAUGACUAGCAAUGUGCUUAAAUUUCCACCAUGAAUGGUUGAAUAUUUAAGAGUGACCGAGCAGUUGUCAUAACUGAAAGUUCUAUUACAUUUACUUCCCGUUUACAGAGUCAUACACCUAAAAGAGGCUGAUUCACUAACAUAUCCUAUUUUGUAAUACUACUGCUACCACAUUUGUAAAUGAUUGUAAAUUGGAAUAACAGAAACAUGCAAACUGCCCUUGUGAAAAAGAAAUGUGCUUAAUUGCAGUAAAUGUGCACUUCUAAAAAACUGUACUUGCAGGUAAUAUAAUAUGAAUGAAAUAAAAGGUCAGUACACUUAUAUUUGACAAAUUAAAAUGUUACUUUAAAGUUUUUUUGUGCUUUAAAGAAGUACAUUUAUUUUGAUGUGUUGACUAACAUACUAGAGCACAUGUAAAGUACUUUUUUAUAAAUUUAACUGUAGUGUUAUUCGAUAUUACAUUUAAAUUUAAUAUUUUUAAAUGUACUAAAUUGCAACUUCAUUACAAAUGUGUAAUUACAAAUAUAUCUAAAUACAUGACACACAUUUCAAAAGAAAUAUUUUAAUUUACUUUCGACAGCACAACAGAAGUCAUUUUUAAAUUACAUAUAAAUAUGUACUUAAGUCCUACUUAAGUGGGUGAAAAAGCACUCUUAAGUUCAACUAAUCACAUUUAAUAUAAAAUUAAACUAAAAUACAUUUUCAUUUCAUUGUAAAUAACAUGAAAUUAAAUAUAUGAAAACAUUAAAUUCAACUUGCACUUAAGUAAAUUCUUAUAUUAUUUCAUUGAUAAGUAAAAAUAUGCUAAAAGUACUUCUUUUUCACAAGGGUAAACUCCUUCUAAUAAUCUUACACUGUAUACUACCCACAACAUGAUAAAGUUUUCUCUUCCAAAACAAAGCCACAACCUUGAUAAACGAUAGAACACAUUGUUACUUGGUUUCCAUUUCUUUGGCUUCACACUGGUUAGCCCCGCCCACAGUAAAAUCUCAUUGGCCUAAAAUCUUGAGAGGAUGCUCACUGCAGAGCCAAUGGGUGGAGCUAGAUCACACCCAUAAUCUUAUUGCUAAACAUAACUCCACCCACCCAUUACGUUCAGAGAGGAGGAGCUGGACGUCAUUUGGCUCUGCAGUGAGCACCACUUGAAAAUCUCCACAUUGCUGAUUAAUCAAUAUGUUCUGAUUUAGAUUGCGUGGUAUUUUCGCUUGCAAUGUGGAUAAGCAAAUUAUUUGAUGCUGGAAAUGAUUAAUUAAAAAAAAAUAUAUUUAAUCACAUGUGAAAUAAGUUAUUAAAAAUCUGAAGCCACAAUUUUAUAUUUUCUUUUCAUUCAGUGUUAACUGCAUGUUGUAAACAUACAUACUUAAUUGUCAUUAAGUAAUUUUUUGGUUUUACAUUCAGCAUGGAAUUAAAUGCAUUGUAAGUGUUAAAGAUGGUGUAGAUGAUGCUCAAUGCUCUGCUAUGAAACACUGUACUGCACUCGCAGAACUCUACAGAAAUCUGUCAGCUCUAAUAAAAUCUGACAUUUUGAACUGA
Messenger RNA from Ctenopharyngodon idella (grass carp), 2972 nucleotides. RefSeq names its product retinal outer segment membrane protein 1a (gene rom1a). Gene Ontology annotation, cellular component: membrane. The record is from RefSeq and is a predicted model, not a curated record. The transcript has 4 exons. NCBI's taxonomy places the organism in Eukaryota, Metazoa, Chordata, Actinopteri, Cypriniformes, Xenocyprididae. The coding region runs from base 31 to 1077 and encodes 348 amino acids. Gene Ontology annotation, biological process: visual perception.